This is a messenger RNA of Schistocerca americana (American grasshopper), 9762 nucleotides long. RefSeq lists its product as uncharacterized. NCBI's taxonomy places the organism in Eukaryota, Metazoa, Arthropoda, Insecta, Orthoptera, Acrididae. The transcript has 12 exons. Gene Ontology annotation, molecular function: neurexin family protein binding. The record is from RefSeq and is a predicted model, not a curated record. Gene Ontology annotation, cellular component: exocytic vesicle; plasma membrane. Bases 524 to 8116 code for a protein of 2530 amino acids. Gene Ontology annotation, biological process: exocytosis.
GCACGAGAGGGCGCACGAGGAGCUACCUGCCACCGUCGCCGAAGUAAUCUCCGCGCCGGCGGACCCGCCGCGCCGCGAUCGCGUUUCGCUAUCGGAGGGCGAUAGCGCCGAUAAGGCCCGCGCCGAUAGCACUGACGACGCCGACCGUACCGUCACACGCGAGUCAGUGAGCGGCAGUGCGCGUUUCGAACCGGUCGAUAAAGAGCCGCCAAUUACGGUCGCGAGUGAACCCCUCGAACAGGACGCUAUUCAGACCGUCAGCGUGACGAGUGAGCCCGUCGGCGACAAAGACAACUCUUGCAGUAAUGCUGCCCGACCCGUCUCAGCCACCACCGAGGCACGUCUAGAGCCGAGUGGCGAAGACUCUGCAGUCUCUAGUGAUCGCAGCGUCGGUGCAACUGCGCCGGUCGCCAACAGUGUCCGAUUCGAUCUGGGCGAGAAAGACGCCGAAGGUGACGAGCCACCGCCAGCUACAGAAGAACCGCGUCCCGAAGCCGACGACACACUGGAGCGCCAACGGCGGAUGUUGCUGUCGCUCCCCAGGGAGCGCCUGCACUCUUCGUCCUCGACGUCGUCGUCCUCGUCUUCGACGUCGUCCGAAGCCUGUCAGGACUCUGAGGACGAGGGCGCCGUCACCACGCAAGUGGCCGCCGGCUGCUACACGGUCACUGCGGGUGGAGACAGCGACGAAAGCGGCGCCGACAGCGACGCGUCCGAAACGACGUCCACGUCUUCCGGCGGCGAGUUUUCUAAAGUGUUCGUCGUCAACAGCGGCGACGACGACAGCAGUGAUGCGGGUCUUCCCGAAGCGCUGGCGCAGCCGUCUUCCGGAGGAUCCGAUGCGGAAGACGACGAGCGCGGCGCCGUUGUGCUUUUGAGGCACGCCUCGUUCGGCAGUGACGAGAAGACUGCGGAAAGUAAGGAAGAGACAGUUGUGUGUGGUGCGAAGAAAACGAACAGGCCGACGGCGUUGUCAGAGCUAGCGAGUCCUGCAGGCACCGAAGGCUGUGACGACGGAAUUGUACUACUGAAGCACAUCAAGAAUUCGGAGGUGGAGACCGCAACAGGCUAUGCAUCUCGCCAGAGCGAUAGCAAAGGGAAGGGAAGCGAGGGAGACGGAAUUGUGCUCGUGAAACACGUCAAGAAUUUGGAGGGAGAAAGUGCUGACGUUUCGGCGCGAGAGAGUGAUUUUAAUUCUGUCCCGGGUGGAGUGGUUAGUGAUGGAGACAAAGAGGUCGGGGAAGAGGAGAGUGGGGGUGAAAGUGAAGGCAGUGUGAGUGACGAAAUGCAGAUGCAUCACGAUACAGGCGACAGCAGCGAUAGCGACUCAGAGAGUUCCACCUUCAGCACCAGUGGCUGCGACAGUGACCUUGACUCCGGAGACGGCGGCGUUGUCCUCUUAAGGCACAUCGAAGUUGUUCCAGAGGAAGACCGCGCGGUCGACACUGGAGAACAGCGUGUACAUGCUUCGCGGGGUGACGUUAACGAGUGUGGUGCUAUUAAUGCCGGAAGUGUCGUUAGUGAAGGGAAGGAUGGCGUUGAAACUGAGAAGAGCAAUGAGGAUGGAGAAGAGGAAGCUAUUACAGUGGAAAAAGCAACAGAGUUUCAUGAAGGUGAGUGCAAAGUUCCAGCAGUUGAAAUUGAAACAUAUGGUGAAAAUAAUGACGCAGUGUUGGCUGGGGAAUUAAGUGGAUGCGUAGAUGAUUUUGUUGUGAAUGAUGACGAGGGAAAUAGAUCGGUAAUGACGCAAGAAGCCACUGCUGGCGUGCAAGAGGAAGAGCAGGGUGCAGUGGUAGUGACACCGGGAAAGGAGGAUGAAGGUUCGGUGGUUGCUGCGGUUUCCAGCGGCUCCGGUGAAGGGCCGCAGGAGCCGGAAGUCACGACCGAGCGCCCCCUGCAGACACAGGACGAACAAAAGCCCCCAGGACACGCAGAGGAUGGCGGUGACUCAGCCGCGACGCAGGACACCGGAUUACCGACGCUGGAGAAAGAGGAGGCCGCAAAGGAAAGUGAUUUACAGCAAUGUUGCCCUCAGAUUACUAUGGAGGUCGUGGAGUGCGUCGAAGAUCUGACGGAGAGCAUUGUCACGCGGAUUGGCGAAGACUCCAAGUCCGUGACAGUGACAGGAGAUGAAGUUGGACGUCUCGCUGGUGCCGAUAUCGAGUCUGCGGUAGCGGAGACGGGGCAGUUGGAAGAUGCAAGCGGCAGCGUGACGGAGGACUCGGACGCCGUAGAGUCGGCGGUACGUGAAGGAAUUCGCGAGGGAGACGAAGAUAAGGCGGCGGCGGCGGCAGCAGGUGGGGGCGAACCGCUCCGGGACAGCUGGUUCGGCGGCGUCGUGCUGCGGCGCAUACGCCACCUGGACGACGAGGGCAGCGACCCGGCGCUGACCGGCGGCCGCGCCGACAACUACGACGGCCGAGCCGCUGCACGAAGUUCGCCGGAGCGCUCAGAGAUGGCGCCGGCGGCCGCUGCCGUAGCAGGCGCGCCUCGCGCCGCUGCCACCCACGACACGGAGGAAGGCGUGCGGAACACCUGCAUUUCACUCGCCGCUCUCUUCGGAGAGUACGACAGUGCGAGCCUGGCAGUCCGCGAGGAUGAGGUGUCGGCCGUCCCGUGCAGAGCGGACAGCGCUGACAGUACCCGGAAGGAGGUAGCGGUGGCGCACGCCGAAGUGGACACGAUCGGCGCCGAAAAGUCUGGGGCUUCUGCAGCGGCAGAAGUACCCGUUGACAGUGCGACGCGCGUCGGAGAAAGUGCCGCGGAGAUGACGUCGGGCGAUUCUGCACCAGCGGAACACGCUCUCGAACGUGAACGCGGGACGGAAACUGUAACGGGAAAGACAGUUGUCGAUAAUGAUCGAGGUCCUGGCCGGGUGUCGGACGGUGAGGAUUCGAUGGCGGUGACAGGUGGAGAGAAGGUGGAGGAGCAGAGUUCCACUGUGGCAGCGGAAAAUCCGUCGUCGGUGGAAGCGCCCGCGAAGUUUGAAGUGUCGGAAAUCGAACAACCUGUGGAGCCGGAUGUGGCGGCGCACCUGUUGUCUUCGGAGCAGUCCGACGUCUCGAGACGGUCGAGAAGUGCGUCGGAGAGCGAGGGGACGAUAAAGCUGGAGGAGGAGGAGACGGAAAGCGGCGAAGGGAGCGACGAGGAGGAAGAGCGGCGCGACGGCGAGGGUGCGCCGACGCGAGCGGACGCGCACCAGCAUGGCGGCGCGCCGCCGGAGCGCUACACCAGCCUCGUCAUGAUAACGCAGGACGCGCCGCAGCAGUCGGUCAGUGUGGUCACGAGCGAGACGACGACGCUGGUCCCGGCGGGCGCCGCCCCCGCCCCCGGGGGCGGGGGCGACGUGGUGGUGAGGCACACGAACUGGGAGGAGCAGGCCGCCGCGGCCGCCGCCGCCUCCGGGCUCGCCGGCUACUUCACCCUCACGCUGGAGGCGGGCUCGCGCUCGGCGUCGCCGUCGGCGAGGCGGCCGCUCGUCACCAAGACGCUGGCGGAGCCCGCCCCCGCGCCGGAGGACACCAUCCCGGCGCGCCAGCAAGAGGACGUGCACGUGGUGACCGGCGGCGACACCCUCUCGGCCGUCGUCUGCCUAGAGGAGGGCCUCGCCGACGACGACUCGUGGGUGGAGGAGGUGGGCGACCGCGACGAGGACGAGUUCGCGACGUCGACGGCCUCGGAGGGGGACGACGCGGACGACUCUUCGUGCGACGAGUCCGGCGCGGCGGUCAGGUCGGCGACGUCGUACUCGGACCGCGAGGAAGAGCUGCGCGGCUACCACCGCUCCGCCAUCGACUUCACCCUGCACACCAUCGUCGAGGAGAGCUGCGAGGAGAGCGAAGUGGAGCACGCGUCGCGCAACGGGGCCGGUUCGGGGCGCAAGUCGCGCCCCACUUCCGCCUCGGAACUGGAGAAGUACUUCUUCUUUCGGCUGGGCAACGGCGCGCCGGUCAACCCCGGCGGGGGCGGCGGUGGGGGCGGUCGGGAGCUGGACUCCAUGUCGGACACCUGCAGCUCCAUCUACAGCGAAGGGUUGGAGUCUCUGGGAGGCGGCGAAGACGGCGGCGGGGGGCCCGGAAGUCCGAGGGACGACGCCGACGCGGACGAGCUGGCGGCGCUGGCGUCCUCGCGGCUGGAGAAGUACUUCCUGACCGGCUUCAUGGGAUUCAUGGGGCCGUCCGGAGAGGGCGCCGGCGACUCGGACGGCAGCGGCAGCGUCGGCAGCGACAGCGAGGGUCGCCCGUCCCCCGAGCAGCGCCGCAAGAGGCUGGUGACGCGCGCCAGGAGGGGCCACCAGCUGUCUGUCCAGCAGAUGUCCAGCCCCUCGCAGCAGCAGCAACAGCAGCAGCAGCACGACGUGACGCCGGAGCUGUCGUGCGGGGAAGCGCCGCCCUUCUCCGCCACCGAAGACUCGUCCAGCACGGAGACCGAAGGCUUGAGCGGCAGCCUGGGCGCGCACGAUGACACCGUCACCACCUUCGACCGGCCCGACGGCCAGUUCGACACCGUCAAACGCAAGAAGAAGCGCCGCAGCAGCGGCUGCCCGUCCCCGGCCGUGGAGGAACCGCCGCAGACGUCCGUCUCCACUCCGCCCUCCGCGUCGCUGGACGCCACUGCCGCGACCACCACCACCACCGCCGGCGGCAAUAACAGGGAAUCCUCGGAAGACGAGGACGGCGCCAAGACGCCUCAGCCCGAAUUCCUCCUGCUGCCCUCCGAUCUGUCGGCGUCGCGCAACAAGCAGCACAGCCGGGACAGCGGCUUCAUCGGCAGCUGCGACGACCUGCUGAAGGAACAGCGCACCAGCAGCGACUCCAGCAGCGCCGGCGGCAGCGAUGCGCCGGCUCAGACCGCCACGGAGACGGCCGCCACCUGCGAGACCACCACGGCCAACAAGGAAGAACCGUCCCCGAUCCAGACGCCGUCCGCAGACAGUGACUCCGCCCGCAAAGUCCUCGCCGACUCGGCCGCGCCGGCGUCGGACGAGAAGGCGUCCCAGCCGGCACCGCCACCGCCGGCUACAUCGCUCACCCGCAAGGACAGCUUCAACAACUGGAGCUCCGACGAGGAGACCAAUCUGAUGAUGUCCAAGAUGCGCGCCUUCUUCAAGACGAUGGUGGCGGCGGCGGGCGCCAACAGCUCGGGGAGGGUGACGGGGGCGACGUCGACGUCGACGCCGCAGGCCAGCCCCGGAGUGCGACCGCGCUCCAAGCCGCCGCAGCUGGUCUACUUCGAGAACGAGCUGACGCGCCUCAUGAAAACCGUACCCGGCAUCCGCGACGACCAGGUGCGCGAGAUUGUCGAGUACCUCAGCAGCGAGGACACCUGGAGUGACUCGUACGACUCGAGCGACUACACCAGCUCGGACCUGGAGGCGCAGCACGAACACCACCUGCACCACCGCCACCAGUACCAUCCCUACGCGUACCAACCUGCGGCGCCUCCCGGCUCGCCGGCGGCCAGGAGCGACCUGCAGGAGCAGAUCUCGGCCAGCUGCCGACAGAUCAUCAACAAGUUCGACACGGCCGGCCCCGGAGAUGACGGCCUGUCCGCCGCCUCCGACAGGGACCGCAUCCUCGGAGGCGCCGCGGGCGUCGACGACGGCGGCGGCAUCGCCAAAGACAACGCGCUCGUCUACCAGAAGCUGGUGGCGUCGUUCUCCAAGAUGGCCAGCAACGACGCCGGAUCGGCUGCCGCCCCCGGGGGCGGCUCUGUCGCUGCCGGAUUCGGCGGUCCCGUCGGUGUGGCAGGGGGCGUGUCCGGCGUCGCUGGAGGCGGCGUCGGAUCUGCCAGCAGCACUCCGCACAGCUCGCCCCCGCUCUUCGCCAAGGUGAUGCAGCACAUCGGCACUAGGUUGGUGGCGCUGAUGCACGAGGUGUCCGGCGGCGAGGGCGUGGCUACGUCGAGCCCGAAGCCGCGGCUGCACCACCACGGGCACCACCACGGCCACCACCACCACCAUCACCACCACCACCAUCACCACCGGCGGCUGCAGCAGAAGCCGUCGAGCGCGUCGACGACGACGGAGGAAGAGGAGGAGGACAGCAGCCACACGGACACGGAGCAGGGCGUGUCCGCACCUCUGCUGCAGCUGCCGCGCUCCAAGUCGCACGACCUGCUGCUCGAGCAGCAGCAGCACGAGGCGCGCCUGCGCUCCGCCAGCAGCGGCGGCCACGUCUCCGACGUCGAGCGCAGCGAGCACUCCGACUACGAGCGCUUCAGUUGGCGAGGCAGCUUCGAGUCUGCGCUGAUGGCAGCGGACUCCCGGACAAAGCUGUCGCUGCUGGCGGGGGCGGGCGGCGGCGGCGGCGGCGUCGGCGGCUGCGGCGCGCUGCCGGAGUCGUGUAAGCGGCGCUCGGCGGGAGACCUGCUGCUCGCCAGCUCCAGGGACCAGCUGGCCGUCGACCGCGUGCGCUCCUGCGGCAGCAUCGGCGGCCUCGAGGAGGAGCAGGUGGGAUGGCGCCGCCGCAGCAGCGUUCCGGACGCGGGCCGCUCGGACAAUACGUCGGCCGACGACGAGGACGAUGACGACGACGACGACGUCGGCGCCGACGAGGGCGGCGAGGAGCGCGCGCGCUCGACGACGCUGCCCCGCAGCCUGGCGCCCCCGGGGGCGGGGCCGGCGCCGGCCACGUCCAACUCCCUGCCGCGGCUGCCGCCCUCGCUGGCCGGCAUGCACAAGGCGCACAGCGUGCACCACCUGCUGCAGGCGGCCGGCGGCGGGGGCGGAGGACACGUCAAGUCUGCGCGCUACCGCCCCCCGGGCUUCGUCAGCCGGCCCGCGUCCACCUCCGUGUCGGCGGGUCCGCCCCCCAAACGCGCCGUCUCCGCCCCCGGGCUGCACCAGCCGCAGCCCGCCCCCCGCGCCAACGCACCGGCCAGGCGCCGCCCCCAGCCGCCCACGUCGCUGCUGCCCUCCGGCGAGGACGUCGCGCAAGGGGAGGAGCCGGUGUCCACGUCGCUGCACCGGCCUAUCAGCAAGAGCGCCACGCCCUCGCCCGUCGUGGGCGGCGCCGCCUCGCGCAAGAACUCCACCAGCCUCAGCGUCGCCGGCGACUUCGCCGCCGCAGCCGCCGACGGCGACGACACCAAGCUGCGGCCAGGCCUCUCGCCUCUCGGGGCACGGAGCGAUUCGCUUGCAAGUGUGUAUUCUGGUGCUGGAGAGGGUCGAUACGGGACUGUGGCAGUGCGAGGUGAAGUGGAGUUUGGCCUGCAAUAUAAUUAUAAAGCUGGAGCACUUGAAAUACUUGUAAAGCAGUGCCGUGAUUUAGCACCUGUUGACACCAAAAGGAACCGUUCGGAUCCAUAUGUUAAAGUGUAUUUGCUGCCAGACAAAUCUAAGAGCGGAAAACGAAAGACGAAAGUAAAGAAACAUACUCUUAAUCCUGUAUUUGAUGAAACCUUAAAAUUCCACAUAACCUUGCAUGGUUUGGAAACAAGAACCCUGUGGCUCACCGUGUGGCAUUCAGACAUGUUCGGGAGAAAUGACUUCCUUGGAGAAGUUAUGAUGUCUUUGGAGAAUAAGGUCUUUGAUGAUCCUACUCCACAGUGGUAUCCUUUGCAAGAAAGGACAGAACCAUUUGAUGACCUGCUCAGCUACAAGGGUGACAUAAUAAUUGGUCUCAAGUUUGUCCCUCCCGAUGUUACUGUGCAAAAGAAAGGCAAGAGAUCACGAGGGUCUCUACAGGUGCUGGUAAAAGAAGCAAAGAAUCUUACUGCUGUCAAAGCUAAUGGAACAUCUGAUCCAUUCUGUAAAAGUUACUUGCUUCCGGACAAAGGACGCAGCUCUAAGCAGAAGACGCCUGUACUUCGUCGGACUUGUAAUCCUGUGUGGAACUACACAUUCACUUAUGAAGAUGUCAGCUUACAAGAACUCUCAGAAAGAAGUCUGGAGCUGACAGUGUGGGACCAUGAUAGACUAGCAAGUAAUGAAUUUCUUGGAGGUCUACGAUUUAAUCUUGGGACAGGCAAACACUAUGGGAAAUCUGUGGAUUGGAUGGAUGCAACUGGAAAAGAAAUGACCUUGUGGCAAAGUAUGCUGGAACGGCCUAACUUCUGGGUUGAAGGAUGUCUGACAUUACGUCCUUCACUUGAACAUCGCAGCACAAACUCAUAGUUUUAGUGGUUAAUGUAAAUGUUAGUGGUGCAUUUAUGCGGAAGUUUUAUACUGCUCUUUUAUUAUUCCUCAGUUGAUUUUGUGUAUUGAUAAGUUUUAUCCACAAGUAUGAUCAUUUGAAAAGAAUGGCCAUUGUGUCCCUUUUUCUUUAUUUUUUAAAAGUUAGAAAUGUAAAUGGCUGUACGAUGUCUGUUCCUUCUAAGUGUUUAUUAAAUUAUUUUUAUAUGGAAGAUAGGUGAGCCUCAUUUCAGAUGAACUAGAGUAGCAUAUAAUGUAUUUUUGUAAAUGUAUUACUGUAAUAGUCCAUUGAAAGAAGUCAUUUGUUAAACUGAAAGUGAUAAUUUCUAUCCUUCAGUUUGAAAUGAGACUCAUAAGUGAGUUAAAUCUUUUUAUAUGGGUGUUGAUUUUGCUACCAACAAGAUCAUGAGGUAUACCUGUUUUGAGGUAAAAUAUUAUCUGCUCCUAUUACAAUAUCUUUAACAUAGGGUGAUUUGGUAUGUAAGAAAUAAUAAAUUCAGACUUGUACUCUGUUAACAUAUAUUUAAUCAUUAUUUAAGAGAAAACAUUGUUUACAUUUAAAAUAAUAGCAGUGAAUGUCCAUAUUUUUAUACAGUAUCCAUACUACAGGAAAAUUAUUGUGUAUGAAAAAUGGGAAUUUUAAGAGAAGCCACUAGCUAAUUAGGUGAACGCAUUUGUGUUCAUAAUAGUUGGAGGUAUGCUGAAACAGUGCUUCCUUUCUUGUGCUAAAAGUAUAUAUUAAUUUGAUAAAAAUGAUAAAAUGUAAUAAUAAUUUGAUGUACAGGCUGAGAAAUCAUUCUCAAAGAAGUAUUACUCUUACAGUUAUUAUUAUACAUGUGUUGUCUGCAAAAAGUGAUUUAGAAAGAGAUUCUUAUUUUAGUAGUAGCUUCUGACUGUAUUGUUCCUAAGAAUUUGGGAUAAUUGUAUCAAUGUCUCUUUUGUAGCUGCAACAAAUUUUUCGGUGUUAUUGCUGUUUAAUGUGUGUGUUAAUUAUAACAGUAUGAACUAUGGCUCUUUAGAUGUACCUAAGUAAUAUAUAAAUGCAAAUACACUAAGCUUACCACAGUAUGGGAAGGAAGAAAAUAAUCAUGUUUUGAUGUGUACCUUCAUCUUCAAUAAAAGUGGCAAAAUGUUGCAUUAUUAGAAAAGUUUAAUAGUAACUGGAUUGUCUGUAUUUCAGCAUUAAGUUCAGUUUCUUUUCUCUCUAAACAUACCAACUGUUUGGUUGAUUUUGAUAUUUUUAAAAUUAGUGUAAUAGCUUUUUGUAAAUCACUAAAUUGCUUCUUAAAAGAUACAUAAAGUAGAAUAUGUGUCUACUUUCAUUUCUACUAUUGAAAAAUUUCCUCCAGUUUGUUAGUUUUAGUGAACUUUUUACAAUUUUACGUUUACUUGCAUUCUCUACAUGUAACUCUAAAAAAGAAGCAUUCCACAAUCCCAGUUUCAGUUUUUGAUUAGGUAAUGGUGAAUUCAGUAAUUUACAUUACUAAGAUAACAGGGCACAAGACUAGUGUCUUCUUACCAUUAUAGUGGUAUGAAGUAUUGAUCUCUCAGACAUUGUCAUUGUAUAUAGUUAUAUCAUGAGUCAUGUUAUUUUCUAAUUGUCAAUAAAACACCAUAUAUAUUCUGUU